GAGAAAUUCAAAUCCCCAAAACGAACCUUCCAAAAGUCGAAACCCCACCUCGCCGGAGCACUAGGCCGCCGGUCAGCGAGAGGACUCACUUCCGUUCCCCGUCACCCGGAGGCCUGCCUCGGGUGAGAGGGAGAAGGGGAUGGAGUUCACGGAGCCGUACAAGCAGACGGGCCCAUGCUGCUUCUCCCCCGACUCGCGCUUCCUCGCCGUCGCCGUGGACUACCGCCUCGUCGUCCGGGACGUCCUCUCCCUGAAGGUGGUACAAUUGUUUUCAUGUGUGGACAAGAUAAGCUCUCUAGAGUGGGCUCCAGAUUCAGAAUAUAUUCUAUGUGGACUUUACAAGCGGCCCAUGGUUCAGGCCUGGUCACUGAGCCAGCCUGACUGGACCUGCAAGAUCGAUGAAGGUCCUGCGGGGAUUGCACAUGCUCGCUGGAGCCCUGACAGUCGUCAUAUACUCACUACAUCCGAGUUUCAGCUUCGUCUCACCGUGUGGUCUCUCGUAAAUACAGCAUGCGUGCAUGUCCAGUGGCCGAAGUAUGCUUCUAGAGGUGUUUCUUUUACCAAGGAUGGGAAGUUUGCUGCAAUCUGCACCAGGCGUGACUGCAAGGACUACAUAAAUUUGCUCUCAUGUCAUUCCUGGGAGAUAAUGAGUGUCUUUGCUGUUGAUACAGUAGACUUAGCUGGUGUUGAGUGGUCACCAGAUGAUAGUGCUAUUGUCGUCUGGGAUUCACUUCUUGAAUACAAGGUUCUGAUAUAUUCGCCUGAUGGUAGGUGCCUGUUCAAGUAUCUAGCUUAUGAAAGUGGGUUAGGUGUGAAAUCUGUUGCUUGGUCACCAUGUGGACAGUUUUUAGCAGUGGGCAGCUAUGAUCAAGUAGUGCGUACUUUGAACCACCUGACAUGGAAAACUUUUGCGGAGUUCACACAUACAGCCUCUAUUCGAAGUCCCUGUAAUGCGGCUAUAUUUAAGGAAGUGGAUGACCCGUGGCAGCUCGAUAUGUCAGAGUUAUGUCUUAGUGAAGGCUUCUCUCGUAACAUGCAAGACAAUGGUGCUGAAAAUGGCACUGAGGGAGGAGGUUCUAGAGUAAAAUAUUCUGUGAUGGAUGUUCCCAUUACCUUACCUUCCACGAAACCAGCUACUGACAAGCCCAACCCGAAACAAGGAAUUGGUAUGCUAUCAUGGAGCAGCGACAGCCACUAUUUCUUCACCCGGAACGACAACAUGCCGACUGCUCUUUGGAUAUGGGAUAUCUGCCGCCUUGAGCUUGCUGCUGUGCUUGUGCAGAAAGACCCAAUCCGUGCUGCCGCUUGGGACCCUACCUGCACACGCCUCGUUCUGUGCACGGAGAGCUCUCACCUGUACAUGUGGACACCGUCCGGUGCCUGCUGCGUGAACAUCCCCUUGCCGAAUUUCCGGAUCGUCGACUUGAAGUGGAAUUCAGAUGGGAGCUGCCUACUCCUGAAGGACCGCGAGUUUUUCUGCUGUGCUGCAAUCGUAUCUGCCCUGCCUGAGGAAGGACCUGAUCGAUCUGAUGAAAGUUCUGAAGAUGAUGAAUGAUCUCUUCGUACGCGUAGCUUCUGCCUAGUGGAACUGUAGCCGGCAAUGGAGAGAGCUACGCUGUAUGACAUACUAGCAGUAGGUGAAUUUGGGGCACCAACUUACUGUAAUCGGUGGAGGAAAGAUGAAUGCUUCAUUCGUCUCAAAACUCCUAUAGAUGAUGCUACCGUUCUAGGUCAUAUUUCCGUGUAUUACCUUCUAGAUUCGUUGAACCUGGUCAAUUCUUUUGAUGUAGAAAGUAUGAAGCAAAUCUCUGCAUAUGAACUGUGCAAGCCAUAAGACGUGCCGUCAUGUUUUAUGCAAGUAAAAACAAACAUCUUUUUUUUA
Panicum hallii is the source of this 1882-nucleotide messenger RNA. Its product is annotated as WD repeat-containing protein WRAP73. The transcript is spliced from 6 exons. The record is from RefSeq and is a predicted model, not a curated record. Gene Ontology annotation, biological process: mitotic sister chromatid segregation; microtubule anchoring at mitotic spindle pole body; protein localization to mitotic spindle pole body. NCBI's taxonomy places the organism in Eukaryota, Viridiplantae, Streptophyta, Magnoliopsida, Poales, Poaceae. Bases 140 to 1555 code for a protein of 471 amino acids. Gene Ontology annotation, cellular component: mitotic spindle; MWP complex; microtubule organizing center. Gene Ontology annotation, molecular function: protein binding.